Magallana angulata is the source of this 3173-nucleotide messenger RNA. RefSeq lists its product as uncharacterized. The record is from RefSeq and is a predicted model, not a curated record. The transcript is spliced from 4 exons. The coding region runs from base 154 to 1149 and encodes 331 amino acids. NCBI's taxonomy places the organism in Eukaryota, Metazoa, Mollusca, Bivalvia, Ostreida, Ostreidae.
GGUUCCAUAUAUGGAUAAUGAUGCAAUGGUGUUUUCAAACAAACCAAGCAUGCGUAUAUCACGGUUCACGUGUGCAAAUUACUAUUACUACCGAUUUUUUGCGGGAAACGUUCACAACCUUCUAGAGAUUAUAGAAUCCUGAUGUAGUUCAACAUGCAACAGUCUUCUAAAGGAAAUCCUAAAGAGAAUUUUGAAGUAGACGAACCAGACGAGAGCCCUUCAGCCUUUUCUGUGUGUUCCAAGGACAAGAAAAUUAAGAGACCAUCUUCCGGAAAACGCGACAGUGGAUAUGGCACGGACAAUUCACCAGCAAGUGCUGCCCUUGGAAACCAGCUCAUGUUUAGUUUUGAUGACAUCCCAUCAUCGCCAUUGUCAGAUGAGCCCUCUGCACAGGAAAGUUUAGAGAAUUCCGGUGAAUUAGAGGACCCAGUGUCCGGAGAUAUCAGUGACCAGGAAGUGGAAAUGGUCCUGUCCAAUCCUAGUUCCCCCGGGCUUCAUCCCUCGAUCCCCGUGCCCAACCGGCCCUCUGCACCCUUCCCACGGGGAGGGGAGGCAGAGAUGGAGUUGGAUUUAAUACAGGGAAUAAGUAGUGAGUCGUGUAUAUCGUCACCGUGUGUGCAGCGGACUCGUAGCCGAGUUAGGAGGAAUGGAGUUUAUUUUCGACCAAUCGUGAACCGGUCCGUGGGGACCCAGACUCCGAACCCCACCUGCCAAAUUGUCCACGAUGUCAUAGACCGUUUUCACCCCUAUGGACAUGUACGAGAUUCCCUGACCAGAAACCGCCAUAAUUCGGCGGAGGAUCAACAUCCGUCCUCUUCUAGUCCACUUCCUGACAUCAUUCCGACGUCACGUGACCGCUCGGUCUCUCUCCCGGACGUCCCCUCCCUCCGCCAGCAACAAGAGCAGGCCGUGGGGAGAGAGCUCCGGAGGAUCAGCGACGAGUUCCACGAGGCCUUCACCACGCCCCUCAGGAGACCCAGUCUCUUUAGGGGACCCCAGUCGUUCCCGGGGUCGGCCAGGUUCAACAUGGCCAACCUGUGGGAUAGUCUCAGGAGCUUCAUCUCCAGCCCGGUGACUGUUCGCCAUGACGACGACCUUGACCCCGACAACGACCAAGAAGACGACGACGUGUUUCCCGCCAAAUGUUGACGGGUUGAGCGUCCGCGUGACGUAGUUAUUAGAUGUGAAUUGUGACAUCAACCUUAACGUGAAACUUGUCGAAAUGCUUCCAAUGGGUGCUUCAUUUAUCAACUGUUAGUAUGCAAUGGAUUCUUUUGUUCUGUAAACAGACGGUUGACUUUGGGUCAAAAAACGUAGAUUGGCAAGAUUACUGUAGUUUUAGUAUAAUAUCGAUAUAAUCGCUGUUGUUUGCUCAGAUCGGGGCCUCGCCCGGUUUUUGGAUCUCAUUUGUGUCCUUUUUACUAGUUAGUGUACAUUUUCUUUUUUAUUUAAGUGUUUUCUCGUUUAGUUCUAGUGCUGACACACGAGUAUACAAUAUUUUGGUGCAUGUCUCUCAUUCCGACAUCAUGGUUAAUCAAAUGCCUGGUGCAAACUCAUCGAAAUCGCAUUAAAAAAACAACCAUUACACACAAAAAGUACUUCAAUAUGUCGGGCCGUUAGAAUUUUGUUUUCAUUUUCAAGGUGUCGAAAAAGUACAGCACUGUGUUCAAACGCUCCAACUCUUCGCAAAUCAAACAGUUUAUCGUGCUCGAAAAAUGUGUUCAGAAUUUUUUUUUUUCGAUUUGAAAAAAAAAAUAGUUAAAUUUGUAGCUGAGGUAUAUAGUCAUAAGGGAGUGAGAGAAGUAAAAAACCCCACCCUUCAUUUCCUGAUUCAUAACUAUAGUUGACUUUAUCACUACAAUUAGACUGCGGUUAUCGAUUUUUGGGGGAAAACAGGAAAACGUAACACAAGUAUAGAAAAUGAUAGACUCUGUAGGAAUGUAUCGAUUUGACACAGUCAUGGUGUCUGACCUUGCGUUUUAUUGUUUUAUGGAGCGACGCCUUUCUAGUUAGAUCAGAUAACCAAGCAGAGAGCGAGAUAGAUGACUAGCGCUUUGAGAGUGAAGCACGUAUUGUGCUCUUCUUAUUUUACUCUGAUGUAAAGUGUAGCGCGCACAACGAAUUCUUCAGACUUUUGUGCUCACCUUAAAACGUAAAUUUUUCCAAUAUAGAUAGCACGACCCGGAAGGGAACACUGCAAUUGUUCAGUUAUAUUUGUAAUGUUGUUUUAAACGAUUUUCUAAUCACUUCCUCUCUCACUGCUAACUAGUAUAAUCCAUAGACUUGGUUGUUGUGUUUGUGACUUGUAUAUAGCGCUGAAUUGGUUCCAUUCUUUUUUUGUGCUCGACAUGUGAAGAAAAGGUGGAUACAAGAGUUUUAAACAUUGUAUUACUAUUGUAUAUAUUUUCUUGUAAAUAGUUCAGUUUUUUGAGAUGUUUCAAAAAAUAUUUUGCCGAGUUUUCCUAUGAUCUCAUAACUUCUUGCUACAAGUCAGCCGACUUCUAGUAUCCCCCGGUCAGUCACGUGCCUAUCAUGUGUGCCAACAAUGAAAUGUUCUCCAUUUUUACAACAAAAUUUUGUAUUCAAAACGUCUUUUUAUUUUUAGUAAUGAAAUACGAGUAUUCAAUUCAAUAUACACACAUCUUUUUCAUCAUUUUUUUUUUUGGUUUGAUAUUUAUUUAAUCAACAUUCUGCAUUUCCCCUACAUUAUCACACUAGCUAUUAUUUUAUUAAUGUUUUUACACAACAGAUUUAUUGUGCAAAGGACCUCAGGAAGCCUCCUUUUCUUCAUACAAAUAUAUGACAUUAUAAUUUUUUGGUCAAUCACACAUUAUAAGCGCACAAUGAUCAUGUAUGUUAGUUCACCCUCGGUUCUUGGAAAACCGGGGGAGGCGGUUUAGCACUAAGUGUUGUUCCUUUAUAUCAGGUACGCCAUGCGAUUUAUUUUUGCGAUGGGCAUUGGAUGUUUGUUUGGUUUUUUUAUUUUAAAAAAGAUAGUGCUUACACUGGCCAUGCAGAAUCGGGUUCAACGAGUGAUAUUAUGGGGUACAUCUGUCGAUUUUUAUUUUUCUAUUAAAAAGUUGAAAAAUUACAAAAUUUAAAAAAAAUGAUGUUUUACAUGAAAACUUUAUAAUGUAUGAAAAAAAAAUCAAAAUAAAGGUUAUGCAAAUGAU